AUGGACGACGAGCACAAAAAGAUGUCAUGGUCACCAUUGACUGCCACUGUUUACGAUGGAAUGAAUGGUCGAAAAGGUUUGGAAAGCGUGACGCCGCUGAGUAUGGAAGUCGAGUGGGAUCCAUACGUGCGACGCAAGCAAUAUGGUGUUGGGUUGCAGCCAACUGUGGGACUAUUGCGCAAUGAUCGGACGCCUCUUAAUACGCCGUACACACCACAGCUAAUGAAACUCCAUUUGAAGCGGCAUGAGGCAUACGAUGAGCAGGACGAGUACGUUGAAAGACCGGGCAAGCAACUUGUGACAACGCUCAAGUCGAAGAUUGUGCUAAUGAUGCAGCUUGUACACAAGAUUCACGCCGUGAUAAGUCGUAUCGUGACAAGCACAGUGCCAAGAUUUAUCCAAGACACCAACCUAUUUGCCAAAAUGCAGAUGUGGAUUGUCUGGCAAUUGACAGCCGUCGUGUGCAUGCCAUUUAUCAUGCUAUUGAGCCCGAUGAUUAUCGCGCUCAGCAUCUGUACGUCACCAAUAUGGGUUUCUGGUAUUGCAGUUCUACUCGUUUGCCUGCUGAUACGGAGUCAACGUCCUGCCGAGGUCGAGUUCAGCCCCGAUCCAGACGAAGAGAAAGAAGAAGAAACAAGUUUGCAUCACCCUAAUUUUAUGUACCGGCGAGCGCAUCUUACAAACAAGUACAACCAGCAAGGAUACGACUAA
This is a messenger RNA of Peronospora belbahrii, 711 nucleotides long. Lineage: Eukaryota; Oomycota; Peronosporomycetes; Peronosporales; Peronosporaceae. The record is from the annotation of a GenBank genome assembly.